AUGGCGUCGUCGGGCGCGGCGCCGACGCGCGCGCGCGUCGCGCCGCGUCGCGUCCUCGAGCGUCGCGAGGUCGUCGCGCGACGGAGCUCGUCAUCGCGCGCGAGCACGUCGACGCGAGGCGGGAGUCAGCGCGCCGAGGAGACGAGGUGGACAUCAUCGUCGUCCGACCCGACCGCGCGGGGCCCCCCGCGAUCGCUGCCGCGAACGAUCGGACGCCUGACGCUCGCGUCUCUCGCCGCGGCGUACGCCGCGGUCCCGGUCUCCGCGCGCGCGGCGGACGCUCCCUCGGCCGCGGCCGCGACCGCGACGGCGCCGGUGCACGUGGAGGACCCGCUGCCGUCGCCGACGCCGGGGAACCACCCGCGCGUCACGAUGCGCGAGCUCACGCCUCGGCUGAUGAGCUUUCUGCGAUGGGCGGAGGACGCGAAGAAGGAGUGUCUGAGACGAGGGAUAUCGAAACAGACCGUGGACGUCGUGUUCGACGGCUUAGAGCCGUUCCCGCCGCCGCCGCCGCCGCCGCCGCCGCCGCCGCCGCGGAGGCCCGAGGGCGAGGCCCCGCCAGCAGCGCCGACGGGCCCGCCGCCGCGCGUGGACAAGGUGGACGCGUACUUGAAAAAAAUCGUGUGCCGAGAACGCGUCGAGCGCGGCGCGGAGAUGCUCAACGCGCACCGCGCGCUUCUCGGGGAGGUGGAGCGCGAGUACGGCGUACCCGCGGAGAUCAUCGUCGCGAUAUGGGGCAUAGAGUCGUCCUUCGGCGGGUUCAUGGGGAACACGGACGCGAUACGCGCGCUCGCGACGCUCGGUUGGGAGACGCGAGCGAAGGACGACUACUUCCGGAACGAGUUCAUCGAGGCCGUGCGCAUCAUCGACAAAGGGCACGCGAAACACGGCGGGCUCGUGGGGUCGUGGGACGGCGGGCUCGGGCAGUGCCAGUUCAUGCCGUCGAACUUCCACGUCUACGCCGUGGACAAGGACGGCGACGGCGUCGCGGACAUUUGGAACUCCCUGCCGGACGUGUUCGCGUCCAUGGGGAAUUUCAUAUCCUCGUACUGCGACUGGGACUCGAAAGUGCGCGCCGCGGGGUACAAGGUCACCGUGCCCGCGGUCGGGGAGUUACCCGCGGACGUGAUCGGCGGGUACUGGGGCGAGCGCAAGGAGGCGCGGCCGGGGAGGUACUACCUCUGGAACGGCGUGAAACCGACGCACCGAGAGACGCGGCUGCCGCUCGGUCAGGAGACGCAUCUGCUGAUGCCGGACGGGGACGACGGUCCGACCGCGUUCCUCGCGACGAGGAACUUCAAGGCGAUCAUGCGGUACAACCCGUCGACGCAGUACGCGAUGGCGGUGUCCACGCUCGCGCAGGAGAUCGUCGACGAAGCCGCGGCGUUGAGACGGGCGGGAGGAGGGAAAUGA
Micromonas pusilla CCMP1545 is the source of this 1413-nucleotide messenger RNA. Its product is annotated as glycoside hydrolase family 103 protein. The record is from RefSeq and is a predicted model, not a curated record. Gene Ontology annotation, biological process: peptidoglycan catabolic process. The transcript has a single exon. NCBI's taxonomy places the organism in Eukaryota, Viridiplantae, Chlorophyta, Mamiellophyceae, Mamiellales, Mamiellaceae. Gene Ontology annotation, molecular function: peptidoglycan lytic transglycosylase activity. The coding region runs from base 1 to 1413 and encodes 470 amino acids.